AUAACCUUUCGUGGAUGCAGGGUCUCUUCCACUUGCUUUUCGUUCUUUCUUGAUUUCUUUCAAAACUGGCCUCUUUCACGUCAUUUUCAGUCUCUUUUCGCGACAUUUCAUGAGUGUUGGAUCGCCACCGGCCUAUCUUCUGUGGGCCAUCCUGGCUUGUACCUUUCAAGCUUUCAUGACUCUUCACUUGUGGUCCUACGAUAGGUUUCAAUGUUUGAAAUGGUCUUCUGGUCGACAGCCUGGCGCUUUCAAACGGGUCAUGACAUACUCCUACAUCGCUACCGUGCCUCUCCUUGUGGUGUUCAGUGUUGCAUUGACGAUCCUGAAAUUCCGGGAAGGAUAUAUGACAAUACUGGAUACUGUGUUACCUCGGCCACUCACUGUCUGGAGCCAGAACCAUCUCCGAUGGGUCCUCCCACUCUACUUCAUCCUGAGCUUUGCCUGGGCUUUCGAGCUCGUCACUCAUCUUGAAGAAUUAACCUUCUGGCUCUUUCUCCUUCAUCAAGGUCCCAGCAAGCGCAAUUGGUUUCAUAGCUGGGAAUUCCGCUUGUGGUAUCUCGGGAGUAUGAUAGCUAUUAUCGGAAUGCCCCUCGCCGCCCUUGUACAGAGGAAUGACUUGGAUUCUUGCAUGGCCUGGAUUUUUCUCAGUGGAUCUUCUGCAGGGUCCUUGACGACAUUAUGUUUUGUCUACGUUCUUGCUCGUUUCCCGGCUUUUAUUCGUCAUGUAAAACUUGAAGGUGCUGAGCCAGACGUCGUCAUCAGAUUGGCCACCUUUUAUUAUCUGAAUAUCAUUCGGGUCAUUUUCCGCUUCUUGUUCAAUAUCCCUCUUCUUGUCGUAGGCGCUGAUGGUAUCGCCGGGCCAUAUCCGGUCCUCAGCAGUCCAUUUUGGCCAGACUUCUUGAUCAUGAUUGGAGGAAUUGGAUGCUUCGUUUCUUCCGCGAUCACACUACUGAUAUUCUUCCCCCGAUCUAUUACCCGCGAAUCUGGUUACAUGUCUAAGAAUAUUUCACCACCACUGCCACAAGCAGCACCUCUAUUCACCAUGCCCUCCGGCUCAUUACCUCGUUAUCAGUUUCAAGAUCCAUCAUCUCCCAAAGUCGGGGAUGAUGCUUACCCCCAAAUCUACAACUUUCCCAAUGACACCCAACACUCACUGUACUGCCCGCAUCUACCACCACAUCACCAUCAUCGACAGUUUUCAGAAGACAUAGACGUGACGUCGCCCGACUCUGACAUUGACCACGAACCUGAUACAUCCGAAUACCACAGAGGCGAAGAGCGCUCGGACGUGACGUGGGACUUGCGUCCGGGUACAUCGCAGAGCAGCAAAGCACGUAUGCAGCCCAUGGCAGCGACUUCUCUGGAAGAGGAGGCUUCGACGAGUGCCCCCGGGCAAGCCGUCCAUCCAUACAUCAUGACAUUCACGUCCCCAAUCGACUUAUUGGACCCAGAAGCAGAUGAAUAUCUAGCACGUCCAAUAUAAUUCUUAUUCUCAUCGUUUACAUCUGUUUUCCAUUUGAUGUCCCUAAGGUCUGUAUCUUUUAACCUCGCUUUAUAUCCUGCUGUGUCGAAUACGCUAUAUAUACCCUACCCGAUCACACCUACUAUCUUUUUUGUACUCCUAACUUGUCUCCUACGCUUUGAUAUCUUCGUUCUGUACAUAAAACACUCAGGGUAGGACUCGCUUUUGCUUUAUGAUCCAACUAGCACAUAGUAACUGUAACCAUAAACUGUCCAAAAUCCGAAUUCAUGGAACUGCC
Molecule: messenger RNA, 1760 nt
Organism: Guyanagaster necrorhizus
Lineage: Eukaryota; Fungi; Basidiomycota; Agaricomycetes; Agaricales; Physalacriaceae
Exons: 14
Coding region: 110-1483 (457 amino acids)
Source: RefSeq, a predicted model, not a curated record